Acanthoscelides obtectus is the source of this 2051-nucleotide messenger RNA. The record is from the annotation of a GenBank genome assembly. NCBI's taxonomy places the organism in Eukaryota, Metazoa, Arthropoda, Insecta, Coleoptera, Chrysomelidae.
AAACAACUAAUGACUUUAGCGAUCGCGGUUCAAUAGACACUUCCUUUUGAUUUUCUUUAUUCUUGCUAGUUUAUCUCCUAUGGUCCCAUGUGACUGUCAUAUUCAUUGACGUCUUACCCAAGUAAGGUAAGGUAAGAAGUCAAUGGUCACGUUGCUGUUGUUUUCUGAUUUCUAACCUACAAAUUUUCCUGAUUAUCCAAAUUUGAAAUUUCAAAAAUGGUUUGUAAAGAUACUUUGAAGAUAAAAAACCUCCCGAAGGAAUUAUCGGAAGCACAGAAAGAAGAUUUUGCCAGGCAUUUCGGCGCAUCGAAGGUGAAAGUGGUAACUUCAAGAGUAAAGGAAAAAUCGGUUGUUUAUGCUAAGUUCGAUUCAGAAGAACUAGCCAAGAACGUUUUAUUCAGGCUGCAUCAAAUAUGUGUGUUGAACUGUCGGCUUAGCGUAGAGUAUGCCGAACACGAUAUCCUGCAGGGUAAGACCAAGCUGAAAAAGAUAGAUGAACCUGAAGUCAGUGGCAAGAAAUCCUACAAGACAUUCAUCAACAAACUCAAUGCCUUCAAUGACUCUCUUGGAUUUGACCAGCCUCCACCAUCUCACUUGAAGUACUUAUACCCUAAGCCUAACAGGGCCACUAUCAAUAAUAUUGCUCAUGCAUUGGCUACCAUACCAAGGUUUUAUACUCAGGUGCUCCAUCUGAUGAACAAAAUGAAUCUUCCACCACCAUUUGCUGUGGAACAACCUCCAGUUAGGAUCAUUACACCAGCUCAACCAGCUCCAGUAAUACAAAAACCUGUUGAGAGGACUGUUCCUCCUCCAGAAACUACACAAGUGCCUCUUCAACCCCCACCAAAUCAACAAAUUCCUCUACAAUCUCAGGAAGUGAAAGCAAAACCAGCUGAAUCAUCAUCAGAGUCCGAGUUAGAGAGUGAUGAUGGUGAUUACUUCAGGAAUAGGGAAUUUGUACCAGUGAAGCGAAAAUCCAAGUCAACAAAACCAGCAGUGAAAAGGCCAAAAUUUAUAAAACCACCUACUGCUCAGCAAUCCAGUACUUCUACAAAACCUGCUGAAAAACGUGAAAAUGUUUUCGAAAAGGUCGAUGUUCAAGUACAAAAGAAAAUAGAAGUAAAAGUAGCAUCAGAUACGUUAGAACACCCUAAGCAGCCUACAAUACCAGAACAGGUUGGUUCUAUUGGAAUACUUCAGCCCACACAAAAACCUGAAGAUCAGAAACCCCCUGAGUCACAACAGACCGAAGAUAGAUUAACUGAACCUGAGGAAAAGAGUUACAUCACUGCAGAAGAACUGGCUGCCAAUCAGAUUCCAAAUAAAGACCUUGGUGUGCUGCCUGUGUUCAAGAACUACCACCCAGGGGCUCCUACAUGUAGACUGUACAUAAAGAAUAUAGCAAAGACUGUUGUGGUUAAAGAUUUGGAGUAUAUCUUCAAUAGGUACAAAGUUCCUGAGAAGGAAGAAGCACCUAGCCAGUUUGAUAUUAGACUGAUGCAGGAAGUGUUCAAUGCAAUUAGCAUGUAUUGUUGUCCAUCUACAAAGUUUGCUGAGAUCUGUUCACCAACAUUUUUGCAAUGCAUUUGCCCCAUUUUUACAAUUUCCUACUCAUAAAUAUAUCCAACCUUUAACGGUGGUUGGUCGACCAACUGUAGGAUGAAAGGUCAAGCAUUUGUGACUUUCGAUAGUGUUGAAUUGGCGCAGCAGGCAGUAAAAGAGACUAAUGGCUAUAUCUUGAAAGAGAAACCUAUGGUGGUGGUAUUUGCCAGGUCUGCAGCUCAGAAGAAGUGAAUAUUUUCCACAAAGGAGCCAGUGUGGGCAUGUGUAUAGUUUUAUAGACUUUUCCAAUUUUUUACCGAAAACUUGGGCCAUGCAAUAUGCAUUCAAAUUUCAGGUCCCAAUGGUAUAUAUUGGAUGGGAAGUACGCGUUUCCCCCAUAAUGGUCUUGUGUAGCGCGAUAUUUAGAAUACAUUUGCAUGAGUUGUGAUAAUGUCCAUGUAUUUUGGGCAAUAUUUUCUAGAAUAUAAAAUACAUACACGUUUCAUGUA